Messenger RNA from Fusarium oxysporum Fo47, 3528 nucleotides. RefSeq names its product importin PSE1. The coding region runs from base 216 to 3506 and encodes 1096 amino acids. The transcript is spliced from 5 exons. The record is from RefSeq and is a predicted model, not a curated record. Gene Ontology annotation, cellular component: nucleus; cytoplasm. Lineage: Eukaryota; Fungi; Ascomycota; Sordariomycetes; Hypocreales; Nectriaceae. Gene Ontology annotation, molecular function: small GTPase binding; nuclear import signal receptor activity. Gene Ontology annotation, biological process: protein import into nucleus.
UUCUUUCACACCAUUUGGGAUCUUUGGAAAUCUCGUCCCUUAAAGUGAAGCCACGGCCGAUUAAAGCCAACGAACCUCGACGGCUCGUAGCUUUUUCACACUUCUUCUUCAAGUAGUACUUCAUUAUCGCUACUCUUGUCCACAUCCUCCGACUGAGACCCAAACUUCUUUGUCGUCUGCUGGUGGACAUCACCAUCAGCAACCCUCCAACAACAAUGUCUCUGCUCCCGCCCGACAUCCACGCAGAGCUUUCACAGCUCCUGCAAGCUCUGCAGUCCCCCGACAACAGUAUAAGAUCACAAGCCGAGGAGCACCUGCAGAACAACUGGACUGCCACCCGACCUGAGGUCCUGUUGAUGGGACUGGCGGAACAGAUUCAAGCUGCUGGCGACAAUGCGACACGAUCUUUUUCCGCUGUAAUCUUCCGCCGAAUUGCUUCAAAAACCCGCAAGAAUGAGGCCGGAGAGAGCAUGGAUCUGUUCAUCUCUUUGACCAAGGACCAAGCCGCCGUCAUUCGACAAAAGAUUCUCGAGACCCUUGCCGCCGAGUCUGAACGCCUCGUUCGCAACAAAAUUAGUGAUGCUGUUGCCGAGCUUGCCAGACAAUACACGGAGAAUGGCGAUGUUUGGCCCGAACUGCUUGGCGCUCUUUUCCAGCUUAGCCAAGCUCCCGAACCCGAGAAGCGAGAGAAUGCAUUCCGAGUCUUCGCUACCACUCCUGCCAUCAUCGAGAAGCAGCAUGAGGAGGCAGUUCUUCAAGCUUUCCAGAAGGGCUUCAAGGACGAGGCCGUCAUGGUCCGUCUUGCGGCUAUGGAGGCUUUUGCUUCAUUCUUCAGGACUAUUAGUAAGAAGGGACAGGCUAAGUACUACGCCCUUAUUCCCGAUGUCCUCAACAUUCUACCUCCGAUCAAGGAUUCUCAGGAUUCCGACGACCUCAGCAAGGCGCUCCUUGCUCUCAUCGAUCUCGCCGAGUCCGCUCCCAAAAUGUUCAAGCCUCUCUUCCAGAACCUCGUCCAAUUCAGCAUCUCGGUGAUUCAGGAUAAGGAGCUCGAAAACAUCUGCCGUCAAAACGCUCUCGAGCUCAUGGCUACAUUUGCCGAUUACGCCCCCUCUGUGUGCCGAAAGGACCCCUCCUACACAAACGACAUGAUCACCCAGUGCUUGAGUCUCAUGACGGAUCUAGGCGAGGAUGACGAUGAUGCUUCCGAAUGGAUGGCAUCCGACGACUUUGACCAGGACGAGAGUGACCAGAACCACGUUGCUGGCGAGCAAACCAUGGACCGACUUGCGAACAAGCUUGGAGGACAGACCAUUCUGGCCCCUACUUUCAACUGGCUUCCUCGUAUGAUGACUUCCAUGGCUUGGAGGGAUCGACAUGCUGCUCUGAUGGCCAUCUCUGCCAUCUCCGAGGGCUGCCGUGAUCUGAUGAUUGGCGAGCUUAGCCAAGUGCUAGAUCUAGUGGUUCCCGCUCUCCGAGAUCCUCAUCCUCGAGUUCGAUGGGCUGGCUGCAACGCUCUUGGUCAGAUGAGCACUGAUUUUGCCCCCAAGAUGCAGACCGACUACUACGACCGAGUUCUCAAGGCAAUCAUUCCUGUCCUCGACUCGCCCGAGGGUCGUGUCAAGUCUCACGCAGCUGCUGCUCUUGUUAACUUCUGCGAGGAGGCCGAGAAGGCCACUCUGGAGCCAUAUCUGGACGAGCUCCUCUCACAUCUUUUCCAGCUCCUUCAAAAUGAAAAACGAUAUGUCCAGGAGCAAGCUCUGUCAACAAUCGCCACUAUCGCCGACGCCGCUGAAGCUGCCUUCUCGAAAUACUACGAUACCCUCAUGCCUCUUCUUGUUAAUGUUCUCCAGAACCAGAGCGAGAAGGAGUACCGACUUCUGCGUGCCAAGGCCAUGGAGUGCGCCACAUUGAUCGCUCUGGCCGUUGGAAAGGAGCGUCUUGGUCAGGAUGCCAUGACUCUUGUCAACCUUCUGGCCAACAUUCAGGCCAACAUUACUGAUGCAGACGACCCUCAAGCUCAAUACCUCAUGCACUGCUGGGGCCGCAUGUGUCGUGUUCUCGGUUCCGACUUCCUUCCAUUUCUUCACAACGUCAUGCCUCCUCUGCUGGAGCUUGCUGUUGCCAAGGCCGAUAUCCAACUGCUGGACGAUGAUGACCAGGUUGAGCAGAUGCAGAACGAGGAGGGAUGGGAACUUGUUCCCCUCAAGGGCAAGAUGAUUGGUAUCAAGACAAGCACCAUGGAUGACAAGCACAUGGCCAUUGAGCUCCUGGUCGUCUACGCCCAAGUCCUUGAGGCUUCUUUUGCUCCCUAUGUAGCGGAGAUCAUGGAGAAGAUCGCUUUGCCUGGUCUUGCAUUCUUCUUCCACGAUCCUGUUCGAUAUAUCUCUGCCAAACUUGUUCCUCAGCUGUUGAGCUCCUACAAGAAGGCCUACGGCCCUCAGUCCAACGAGCUCCGUGGUCUGUGGAGCGCGACUGUCGACAAGCUCCUCGAGGUCUUGACUGCUGAGCCUGCCAUCGACACACUUGCUGAGAUGUACCAAUGCUUCUAUGAAUCUGUUGAGGUCAUUGGAAAGGAUUGUCUUUCUACAGAGCAUCUCAGCCGAUUCAUCGACUCGGUACAUUCUGCUAUUGAGGACUACAAGGACCGUGUCGCCCAACGUCUGGAGGACAAGGAGGGAGCCACUGCAGAGGACGUGGAAGAUGAGGCUGAGGAUACUCUGAUGGCUAUCGAGGACGACCAGACCCUGCUUUCGGAUAUGAACAAGGCUUUCCAUGCUAUUUUCAAGAACCACGGUGCUGCGUUCUUGCCUGCCUGGGAGCGAUUGAUGUCCACAUACGAGGGCUUCCUUACCUCAAACGAUCCCACCCAACGCCAGUGGGGACUCUGCAUCAUGGAUGAUGUCCUUGAGUACUGCGGUCCUGAGAGCACACGAUAUGCCAACUACAUCACCCAACCGCUCAUCGAUGGUUGCCGUGAUCCUUCGCCGGCUAUUCGCCAGGCGGCAGCUUACGGCAUCGGAGUCGCGGCGCACCGAGGUGGAGCACCGUGGGCGCAGUUCUUGGGAGGCUCAGUCCCCUUCUUGUUCCAGGUCACUCAGGUUCCUGACGCCCGUAAUGAGGACAAUGUCUACGCGACUGAGAAUGCAUGCGCAGCUAUCGCCAAGAUUCUCCACUAUAAUGCAAGCACAGUCGGAGACGUGCAAAACGUGAUUACGCAAUGGGUAGAGACUCUACCCGUGACCAACGAUGAGGAAGCGGCACCUUAUGCUUAUGCAUACCUUGCGGAGCUGAUUGACCAACGACAUCCAGCUGUGGCGAACCAAGCGGGCAAAAUCUUCGUGUAUAUCGCCCAGGCUCUCGAGGCAGAGACCCUCGUGGGACAGACUGCCAACCGGGUAGCACUAGCAACUAAGGGAUUUCUGACGUCGACCGGCGUUGACCCUACGCCCCUUCUGCAGCAAUUUUCUCCUGAGGCACAGCGAACCAUUAUGGGAUUCUUCAACUAGGAGGAGGCUCGCAGAUGGGCUG